Molecule: messenger RNA, 3508 nt
Organism: Topomyia yanbarensis
Lineage: Eukaryota; Metazoa; Arthropoda; Insecta; Diptera; Culicidae
Gene: RpI135
Product: DNA-directed RNA polymerase I subunit RPA2
Exons: 5
Coding region: 89-3478 (1129 amino acids)
Biological process (GO): DNA-templated transcription
Cellular component (GO): RNA polymerase I complex; nucleus
Molecular function (GO): DNA-directed RNA polymerase activity; ribonucleoside binding; DNA binding
Source: RefSeq, a predicted model, not a curated record
GCGACGAAAAUCAUAUUUUGAAUCGAGGAGUUAGCAGCACAUUAUUUUCCUGUUUAAUAGAAUAAUUAAAUUCAUUCAAUUUAAAAAUAUGAAACAUUUACCAGAGUUGACUAACUCGAAACCUCAGUUUCGCGAAAUUCCCAAGCAUCAAAACCAGAUUCUUGCCAACCUUGGCGCACCACACAUAGAAUCCUUCAAUUACAUGCUGGAAGAAGGCAUCGACGAUGUUAUUCGAAAUUUAGACCCAGUCGAGUUCGAACUACCGAACAAAAGUCGAAUCCUGCUGCGGAUCUCGAGCUGUUCAAUUACCAAACCAACGGUUCCGUUUGGCCAAAUAAACGUCCGGGAAAAGCGAAUAUUCCCGUCCGAGUGCCGACAGAAGAAUGAAAACUACUCCGGUAUGUGUUCGGUGGUGGUGGACUGGGACGUGGAUGGACAACCGAAGCCACCGAUUACCAAGGAUGUUGGUCUGGUUCCGGUGAUGCUGCGAUCUAAAGCGUGCAAUUUGUAUGGGAUGUCACCGCGAGAGUUGGUUGAACGGGGCGAACAUGAGGAUGAAUGGGGUGGACAUUUUAUCGUGCACGGGCUGGAAAAGUUGAUCAGAAUGUUGAUUAUGACAAGACGUAACUUUCCGAUUGCUCUGAAUAGGAACACGUGGAAGGACCGCGGGAAGGAUUUCACCAGUACGGGAGUUAUAAUUCGAUGCGUUAGGACGGAUCAGACAUCUACGCAAAAUGUACUUCACUACCUCGUGAAUGGGACAGCAAAGCUGAUGUUUUCGAUACGCAAAUCACUUACGUUUGUACCUAUAGUUAUGCUACUUAAAGCACUUUCCAGCUACACUGAUAACGAAAUCUUCAAGCAGUUAACGGCAGGUUUCGAGAAUGAUCAGUACUACAAACAUUGCGUACAGAAUAUGCUUCGAGAGCUACACGAAGAAGGAAUUCACAACCAAAUUGAGUGCAAAAAUUACAUGGGAAAUGUAUUCCGUUCGAAACUUGUCUUCCUACCGUCUUGGUACAGCAACGAAGAAUUUGCCGAUUACCUUCUGAAGUCCUAUGUCCUAAUCCACCUGGACAACGAGUUGGACAAAUUCAAUCUGUUGGUGCUGAUGAUGCAGAAAUUGUUCACCGCGGCUCAAGGUCGUUGUAAAACCGAAGGCGCCGACAGUGUGAUGAUGCAGGAACUGCUCUUGGGUGGUCAUCUCUAUCAGAAGCUACUACGGGAACAUUUUAGUUCAUUCUUAAAUGGAAUGAAAUUCAACCUGUUGAAACUUUGUAACGACGCUGACACCCCUGUGAUGCAGAACGACGUAGUUAUGGCCUGUAAAAAUACUCCAAAUUUUGAUCGCUCCUUUGGAAAUUUUUUGGCAACUGGAAAUCUUCCGAAGGCCAGUGAAAUGGGUCUAAUGCAGGACUCUGGUCUAGUGAUAGUUGCCGAAAACAUCAACCGAAUGCGGUACAUGUCACAUUUCCGAGCAGUCCACCGUGGUUCGUUCUUCGUUACGAUGAGAACUACCGAAGCGAGACAACUGCUGCCAGAUGCGUGGGGGUUCAUUUGUCCAGUUCAUACCCCAGACGGAACUCCUUGUGGUUUGUUAAAUCACUUGACUUCCGACUGUCUCGUAUCCGGUAGUCCCGAUCCGGUGAAAGUGGGCAACAUCGAACAGUGUCUGAUACGAUUCGGAAUGCUUCCCGCGAACUCGCUGUCGUUCGAAGAAAAUCAAGCUAAAAACAGUUAUCCAGUAAUGUUGGAAGGUAGAAUUAUUGGCCGUAUUCCGCAAAACAUUGCAGUUCAAGCCGUGCAUAAGCUUCGUCUGUUGAAAAUCGAAGGAACGGAUAUUCCCAAUACUACGGAAAUCGUUUUAAUCCCUUCAAAAGAAGGCGGCCAGUAUCCAGGAUUGUAUAUAUUUGUAGGAGCAGCACGCAUGGUCCGACCUGUGACUAACCUGUUUGUGAACAAAGUUGAACUGAUCGGAACGUUCGAACAGGUCUACAUGGAUAUUUGCAUCACGCCGGACGAAGCCUAUCCAAAAGUGACCACUCACAUGGAACUAUCGAAAACGUCCUUUCUCAGUAAUCUGGCAAUGUUGAUUCCGAUGCCCGACUGCAACCAGUCUCCGCGUAACAUGUACCAGUGUCAGAUGGGAAAACAAACCAUGGGAACUCCCUGCCACAACUGGCAGCUGCAGUGUAUUGCCAAAUUCUACCGACUGCAAACGCCAGCUACGCCGUUGUUCCGACCCGUUCAUCAUGAUAACAUUGAUCUGGACAAUUAUGCUAUGGGGACGAAUGCGGUGGUUGCCGUUAUCUCUUAUACAGGUUACGACAUGGAGGACGCAAUGAUUAUCAACAAAUCAGCCUUCGAGCGAGGAUUCGCCCACGGAACGGUGUACAAAAAUGAACUGAUCGAGCUGAAAGGGGACAGCUUCUUUGCUCGUGAUCCACGCAACGAACACCUGAAACCCUUUCUGGACAACGACGGGCUUCCGUUUCGAAGCGCUCUGCUGACGCAGAAAGACCCAUUCUACUGUUAUUUCGACACGAAUGACCAUACCUACCACGUGGUAAAAUUUGACGGUCAAGAACAGGCAGUUGUGGACAAUAUCAAACUGUGUGGGGCUAUUUCGGGCAGCGGCCCGAAACGAGCCGUCAUUACGUACCGAAUCGUACGUAACCCGAACGUGGGCGAUAAGUUUGCUUCUCGAGCCGGACAGAAGGGAAUCUGUUCGCAAAAGUGGCCCGCGAUUGAUCUGCCUUUCACUGAGUCCGGAAUGAUUCCGGAUAUCAUUUUUAAUCCACAUGGAUUUCCUUCGCGAAUGACAAUUGCUAUGAUGAUAGAGACGAUGGCAGGGAAAACGGGUGCUUCCCAUGGGUUGGUUCACGAUGCGACCCCCUUCCGAUUUACAGAGAACAACACAGCAAUUGAUUACUUUGGGCGUCUGCUGGAGGCUAGUGGAUACAAUUACUUCGGAACCGAACGGAUGUACAGUGGAGUAGAUGGUCGUGAAAUGAAGGCGGACAUAUUUUUCGGGAUUGUCCAUUACCAACGUCUACGGCACAUGGUUUCCGACAAGUGGCAGGUUCGUUCAACCGGCCCGCUAGAUCAGCUAACUCACCAACCGAACAAAGGUCGUUCGCGGGGUGGCGGUGUGCGGUUUGGUGAAAUGGAACGAGAUGCUUUGAUUGCACAUGGAGCUUCAUUUUUGCUACAGGACCGAUUGUUCCAUGGUUCCGACAAGAUUACCACACUGGUUUGCAAAGGGUGUGGUACGCUGCUUGGACCGAUCAGUAGCAUCACAAAGAAGGUGGCGUCAAAUACGACGGAAACGCAACGUACGCCAGCUACCUGCAGGCUCUGUCGUAGUGAUCGCGACAUAGGAUAUGUGGAAAUCCCCUACAUUUUUAGGUUUUUAGUGUCACAGCUUACCGCAAUGAACAUCAAUGUGAAGCUGGAGCUGGCAACUCCUCAGGUGUGAAAAAUAUUGAUUAAGUGUCAAUAAAUUGUA